Parnassius mnemosyne (clouded apollo) is the source of this 939-nucleotide messenger RNA. NCBI's taxonomy places the organism in Eukaryota, Metazoa, Arthropoda, Insecta, Lepidoptera, Papilionidae. The record is from the annotation of a GenBank genome assembly.
AUGACUAACAAGGACGAAAAGAAGAAAGACGAUAAAAGCCUCAAAAAAGACGAUAAAACUACUGCCUUUCUGAAAGAUUUUUUAGCGGGAGGUAUUUCAGCAGCAGUUUCAAAGACCGCUGUUGCACCGAUAGAACGAGUGAAAUUAAUUUUGCAAGUGCAACAUGUUUCUAAACAGAUUACAGAAGAUAAGCGAUAUAAAGGGAUCUUGGACGCACUCGUGCGUAUACCUAAGGAGCAAGGAAUAUUGUCAUUUUGGCGGGGAAAUUUAGCGAACGUUAUCCGAUAUUUUCCGACGCAAGCUCUCAAUUUUGCAUUCAGGGAUGUAUACAAAAAGAUUUUUCUGGAAGGUGUCGACAAAAAUGUUAGUUUUUGGAGAUAUUUUGCUGGGAACCUGGCGUCUGGCGGUGCGGCUGGAGCGACUUCGUUAUGUUUUGUAUAUCCUUUAGAUUACGCGCGAACUAGGUUAGCGGCUGACGUCGGUAAAGGAAAGGACAAAGAAUUUAAAGGCUUGAUUGAUUGUUUACUCAAAACUCUAAAGUCGGAUGGUCCAAUCGGCCUUUAUCGCGGAUUCAUUGUUUCUGUUCAAGGAAUUAUCAUUUAUCGAGCUACUUACUUUGGUUUUUACGACACUGCCCGUGGUAUGCUGCCGGAUCCUAAAAACACGCCGCUUCUCAUAUCGUGGCUUAUAGCACAGACUGUGACAACUUUCGCUGGCAUUACGUCGUACCCACUGGAUACUGUAAGGCGAAGAAUGAUGAUGCAGUCGGGACGACCUGUGCACGAGCGGCAGUAUAAAAGCACUGCUCACUGCUGGGCCACAAUCCUUCGCACCGAAGGUCCAAGAGCCUUCUUCAAGGGCGCCUUCUCGAAUGUACUACGAGGCACUGGAGGCGCUUUCGUUCUAGUGUUGUACGAUGAAAUUAAGAAAUUUUUGUAA